Molecule: messenger RNA, 881 nt
Organism: Anarrhichthys ocellatus (wolf-eel)
Lineage: Eukaryota; Metazoa; Chordata; Actinopteri; Perciformes; Anarhichadidae
Gene: nrn1lb
Product: neuritin 1-like b
Exons: 3
Coding region: 25-531 (168 amino acids)
Biological process (GO): nervous system development; neuron projection extension
Cellular component (GO): plasma membrane
Source: RefSeq, a predicted model, not a curated record
GAGGUGGGACUCGUGGAACCAACGAUGAAGUCCCAACCAGGCAUGGCGAUCAUGCUGCUGCCUAUCGCUCUCUGCCUCAGCCUGGUCACUGUGUGUUCCGGAGCUGCAAUUCCCUAUUCAUGUGGUUCCAUCUACAAGAGUUUUGCUCAGUGUUUAGUCACACUUGGAGACAGUUUUGUGGAUACACAAAAAGACCAGAGCAUGCAGGACAUUGAUUCAAUCUGCAGGUCCUGGAAUGAGUUCCAUGUUUGUGCCAACUCGGCUCUGGCCGGCUGUCCUGGUGAAGCAGCAGCUGUCUGGGAGUCUCUAAGACAAGAGUCCAGGAAGACGAAAUUCUCUGGAAACCUCUAUGACAUGUGCGCCAGCCGCACCGCCCUCCCAGCCAGCACUGUGCCUGCACCCCAGAGACCCCCCACCUCCGACCAGACCAACCAGGAUAAACUGAAGGGGCAAACGAACAAGCACAGCCCCACCUUCUGCACACUGUUGUUCCCUGUUUCCAGCACCUUACUACUUCUGCUCAGGAGUUAAUUAACUCAAUGAGUCUUUCAGUGAGACAGCUGGUCGUCAGCGUCCAGCUCCCUCCACCAUCCAAACACGCAAGGGUAAACACUCGUCACAAGUAAGACUCAUCAUGAUUACAUAUUGAUCCUAAAAUAAGGAGUUCGAUAACUGGAUGACAAAUGAAAAAAAUAAAACAAGGUGGGGCAUCUAUUUAGGCAUUUGCUCUCAGAAAGAAGUUGACACAGAAGUUGCUUUCAUUCUGACAAAUAUUCAACUGUGUCACUUAAGAUGAGCGGAUGAUUGAUUGUGAUUAAAUUCACAUUGCCUACUGUUGCUUGGUCACAUUAUGUAGGCUGGAGUGAUGAACAGUUAAUGAA